AUGGCACUUCCGGUGCCCCUCCUCUCUAGCCAGCGAAGAGAACUGCCAAGUCAGUUCCGGCAGAGAGCGCGGCUAGAAGCGGAUCGUGGCCUUCUACCCUGGGGCCCUCCAGGCCCUCCGGCCUCUGGUCGGCGAAGCCUCCGCAUGGCCACCGAGAACGUGGCGCCUUUGGGAGUCGGGCGUGGCAGGACUAGAAGAAUGGCGGCCGCUCGAACUCUGCGGAGGGCCGUUAGAGUCUCGGGGGCCUGGGAAGGAUUGUGGACGCCAGCUUGUCCACCCUUAGGCCUUGGGGCCACACGGAUCCGCGACCUGAGGUGA
Rangifer tarandus platyrhynchus (Svalbard reindeer) is the source of this 318-nucleotide messenger RNA. Lineage: Eukaryota; Metazoa; Chordata; Mammalia; Artiodactyla; Cervidae. The record is from the annotation of a GenBank genome assembly.